Messenger RNA from Phialemonium atrogriseum, 1620 nucleotides. RefSeq names its product Metallophosphoesterase domain protein. Gene Ontology annotation, molecular function: phosphoprotein phosphatase activity. The record is from RefSeq and is a predicted model, not a curated record. Gene Ontology annotation, cellular component: cytoplasm. The transcript has 3 exons. Lineage: Eukaryota; Fungi; Ascomycota; Sordariomycetes; Cephalothecales; Cephalothecaceae. Bases 1 to 1620 code for a protein of 539 amino acids.
AUGCCAGCAUCCGUCUCCUCUUGUCUGCUGGAGUCCUGUCCCUCUCAGGAAAGGUGUCUCCAAACGGCGACAUCGUCUACUUCCCAUAUUACGGCCGUUGUUCCUCAUCCAGUCGCCACGGAUCUGACCGUAUGCAUCUUCUCUCCGACAGUUUCUCCCUCCACCUGCGAACUGGACCCGCGAAUAUGGCACCGCAUAGAGAAGGAGCUCUACUUAUAUACAUCUCAGCAGAGUGCAUGGCUGUAUGUGGCGCUAGCGAAUGAGGAAGAGCUUGCAGCUGAGGACCUGCUGGUUAUGGAUAUCAGAGUCAGCGAUCCGCCUCCCAACCCUAGCUCAGGUCAUUCAUGGGAGAGUCGACCCGGCGGAAUCUGGUUACUAAGAGGCAAGUUCUCUGGCAUGAUUGACCAGGCUGUGACAGAGGUGGAAGUUCUCUUUGGUAUGGAUGCCCUCCAACUUAACGGUCAGCCAAAGGUCCCGGUUGCAAGACUGAGCGUACUCCACGGCAGGGCCAAGCCGAGACCAGAUGCUCGGGCGGCUUUAAGAGUCAGGGAGGAUGGCAAAUUCAAGAUUGUCCAGAUCUCUGACACGCACAUGGUCACUGGUGUCGGGGUGUGCAAAGAUGCUAUUGAUGCCCAUGGGAACAAUCUGCCAGAGAGCGAGGCUGACCCACUUACGGUUGGCUUCAUUGGAAGGAUCUUGGAUGUCGAGAAACCAGACCUUGUGGUUCUCACUGGAGAUCAGUUGCACCACGACAUCCCCGACAGCCAAUCUGCCCUCUUCAAGGUGGUUGCUCCUAUCAUCGAGCGUUCAAUCCCAUUCGCAGCCGUCUUUGGCAAUCACGAUAGUGAGGGUAUCCACGCAUUAUCACGCACGGCACAGAUGUCAAUACUUCAUAAUCUGCCUUUUAGCCUCUGCAAGUCAGGCCUAGAGCAUGUUGACGGCAUAGGCAACUUCUACCUUCAGGUCCUAGCUCCUACGCCAUCACAGCUCCCGUUAUCAACUUUAUAUUUCCUGGAUUCGCACGGUCAAAUACCAAGCAAGAUACACAAUCCCAACUAUGACCCUAUCAAGCAAAGCCAAAUUGACUGGUUCACAAACACUUUCCAAGCGCAACGAAGCGCGCGUGAGAAGGGCGAUAACGACAUCCGCUUUCAUCUCUCUCUGGCUUUCCUACACAUCCCUCUUCCCGAAUUCGGUGAUCGCCAUCUUAGUAUACGCAACAGCCACCGGAGGGAACCGUCUAAAUGUCCUAGCUUCAAUUCCCAUUUCUACGACACUUUGGUCAAAGGAGGCACAUCAGCAUUAGGUUGCAGGCACAAUCACGUGAAUGACUUUUGCGCUCUACUGCCACAACAAACGCAGCAGGAUGGCCACAAACCCCCUCAGCCUGGCCUUUGGCUAUGCUAUGGAGGUGGCAGCGGGUUCGGGGGAUAUUGUUCGUAUGGCGGAAUGCGAUUUCACCGACGAACGCGGAUUUGGGAACUCGAUACGAGUACUGGGAGCUUGAAGACUUGGAAGCGGGUCGAAUAUGCCAUGGACAGAGUUGAUGAGCUGGUGCUUGUGGAAAGUGGAUCGGUGAUUGAUCCUCUGAGAAAGAAGAUGAAGACAGAAGCUAUGUAG